AUGGCGGCAUUGACGCCGUACCUGUUCACGCCAGAGGCGCAUUCGCACCUGGUGCCCUACCUUGCCGCACUGCAGGGCUCGUGUAUCACUCACGACCGCACCAUCAGCAACUUCCUGCCUCCCUUGAACCACGAGAAACUUCUGAGCUACUGGAAGGAGAAGAUUGCCGAAGUCGGGGCUGGCACAAGAGUUAUUCUGAUACUCCUGGAGGAGUCAGUCCCAGGUUCGAAAGCAAAGGGAACGGAGCUCAAAGGCGUGGUCAUGCUCAGCAUCCCCGCGACGGAAACCGGUCCAUUCAGAGGAAAUGUUGAGUCUCUGCUCAUAAGUCCCAAGCUCAGGCAGCAGGGUGCUGCGAGAUUGUUGAUUGAAACACUGCACAUACAUGCUGUGCAGAGAGGCAAAACUCUGAUGAUGGCAGACACAGAGAGCGGCAGUGCCUCUGAAGAGGUUUUCAAGAAGUUCGGAUAUACGGAGGUAGGCAGAAUUCCUAGGUAUAGUCUGAGCCCGUCAGGCGAGCUGAAGGAUGCUACAUUCUUCUAUAAGGAUCUGUCAUUAGCCUAG
This is a messenger RNA of Phaeoacremonium minimum UCRPA7, 561 nucleotides long. Its product is annotated as putative gnat family protein. The transcript has 2 exons. The coding region runs from base 1 to 561 and encodes 186 amino acids. Gene Ontology annotation, molecular function: acyltransferase activity, transferring groups other than amino-acyl groups. The record is from RefSeq and is a predicted model, not a curated record. NCBI's taxonomy places the organism in Eukaryota, Fungi, Ascomycota, Sordariomycetes, Togniniales, Togniniaceae.